UGAAGGCAACGGACACAUAAAACUGCAGUGCCUGAUCUGACGCGUGCCGGUACUACGUUUCUGCAGGGGUCUGGGUCUGGCUUCCCCAUCGUUUUUUGGAAGGUGGUUGAAUGUAUGGUUCGGCUCUGUAACUUGAAACACAAAAAAGAGAGAGAAGUCUCCGUCCACCAACUUCGUCCGUUCUUCUGCUUCUCCCCCAAAGGCACUGCAUGUCUAAUAUUUAGACAUGUUCAGCUUUGUGGAUUCGAGGACUGUACUGCUACUUGUAGCAACCCAAGUCGUUCUAUUAGCUGUUGUCAAAUGUCAGGAAGAAGACCGGGCCCCGGGAGCUAAGGGUCAGAAGGGGGAACCAGGAGAUAUCACAGAUGUCGUAGGACCAAGAGGACCUGGAGGCCCUAUGGGCCCCCCAGGAGAGCAGGGACCACGCGGAGACAGAGGAGACAAAGGCGAUAAGGGCAGUCCCGGGCCCCGUGGCAGAGAUGGCGAGCCUGGUACCCCUGGUAACCCCGGCCCCCCCGGACCCUCAGGACCUAAUGGACCUCCCGGCCUUGGAGGAAACUUUGCUGCUCAGAUGGCUGGAGGAUUUGACGAGAAGGCUGGCGGAGCACAGAUGGGCGUGAUGCAAGGACCAAUGGGCCCUAUGGGUCCUCGAGGGCCACCUGGCCCCUCUGGAGCUCCUGGUCCACAAGGUUUCCAAGGCAACCCCGGAGAGGCUGGAGAGCCCGGAUCAGCUGUAAGUCUUCCUCGUUCUCCACCUGGACCCUCUGGUAAACCUGGAGAUGACGGUGAGGCUGGCAAACCCGGCAAAGGUGGUGAUCGUGGACCUUCUGGUCCUCAGGGAGCUCGUGGAUUCCCAGGAACUCCCGGUCUGCCUGGAAUCAAAGGGCAUAGAGGUUAUCCAGGUCUUGAUGGACUCAAGGGAGAGGGUGGAGCUGUUGGUUCUAAGGGGGAGUCUGGUGCGCCCGGUGAGAAUGGCGCUCCCGGACCCAUGGGACCACGUGGUCUGCCUGGUGAGAGAGGUCGCCCCGGUCCCUCUGGAGCUGCUGGUGCUCGUGGUAAUGAUGGUCUGCCCGGCCCUGCUGGUCCUCCUGGCCCAGUUGGUCCAUCUGGUGCUCCAGGCUUCCCCGGUUCUCCAGGUUCUAAGGGAGAAGCUGGCCCCACCGGUGCUCGUGGACCUGAGGGCGCCCAGGGACCACGUGGAGAGUCAGGAACCCCCGGAUCUCCCGGACCCGCCGGCGCUUCUGGUAACCCUGGUACUGAUGGUAUUGGUGGAGCUAAAGGAUCAGCUGGUGCUCCUGGUAUCGCUGGCGCGCCUGGCUUCCCGGGACCCCGUGGCCCUCCAGGACCCCAGGGAGCCACUGGGCCUCUCGGACCAAAGGGAACAUCUGGUGACCCUGGUAUCCCAGGUUUCAAGGGUGAGGCUGGACCCAAGGGAGAGAUUGGACCCGCGGGUCCCCAAGGAGCCCUUGGCCCUGCAGGAGAGGAGGGGAAGAGGGGACCCAGAGGAGAGCCCGGCGCUGCUGGACCUCUCGGACCUCCCGGAGAGAGAGGCGCCCCCGGCAACCGUGGUUUCCCAGGUCAGGAUGGUCUGGCUGGUCCCAAGGGAGCCCCUGGCGAGCGUGGAGUCGGCGGCGUGUCUGGCCCUAAGGGAGCCGGCGGUGACCCUGGUCGCCCUGGCGAGCCCGGUCUUCCUGGUGCAAGAGGUCUUACUGGUCGUCCCGGUGAUGCAGGUCCUCAAGGAAAAGUUGGACCCGGUGGUGCUGCUGGUGAGGAUGGUCGCCCUGGUCCCCCUGGCCCUAUGGGAGCCCGCGGUCAGCCUGGCGUGAUGGGAUUCCCCGGACCCAAGGGAGCCAACGGCGAACCUGGCAAGGGCGGAGAGAAAGGAUUGCUCGGUGCGCCAGGUCUGAGAGGUCUUCCUGGUAAGGAUGGUGAGACCGGAGCUGCUGGACCCCCUGGCCCUGCUGGCCCUGCUGGAGAGAGAGGAGAGCAAGGACAACCUGGACCUUCUGGCUUCCAGGGUCUGCCAGGACCUCCCGGCCCCCCUGGUGAGGGUGGCAAGCCCGGUGACAUGGGAGUUCCAGGAGAGGGUGGAGCUGCUGGUGCCACUGGACCCAGAGGUGAGCGUGGUUUCCCAGGAGAGAGAGGAGGUGCUGGGCCUCAGGGGCUGCAGGGACCCCGUGGUCUUCCUGGAACUCCUGGAACUGACGGACCUAAGGGCGCGAUCGGACCAGGUGGUGCAUCGGGUGCCCAGGGACCCCCCGGUCUGCAAGGUAUGCCCGGAGAGAGAGGAGCCUCAGGCAUCCCCGGACCUAAGGGAGACAGAGGUGACAACGGAGAGAAGGGACCUGAGGGUGCUUCUGGCAAAGACGGUUCAAGAGGUUUGACUGGUCCAAUUGGUCCUCCUGGCCCAGCUGGUCCCAAUGGAGAGAAGGGUGAAUCUGGUCCCUCUGGACCUUCCGGUGCUGCUGGUGCCCGAGGUGCUCCUGGUGACAGGGGUGAGACUGGACCUCCUGGGCCUGCUGGCUUCGCUGGGCCUCCUGGAUCUGAUGGUCAGCCCGGAGUCAAGGGAGAGCAGGGAGAGGGUGGACAGAAGGGAGACGCUGGUGCCCCUGGACCACAGGGACCCUCCGGAGCUCCUGGACCUUCCGGACCUACUGGCGUUUCUGGACCUAAAGGUGCUCGCGGUGCUCAGGGACCCUCUGGUGCCACUGGUUUCCUCUGGAGCUGCAUCUCCCAAUAUAAGUACAACCACAUUCAUAAUACAACUCAAACACUCACAUCUUCUGGAAACCCUGGUGCUGCUGGUCCCUCUGGCCCUGCUGGUAAAGAUGGCCCUAAAGGUGUGCGUGGAGACGGUGGACCCCCAGGCAGACAGGGAGAUGCUGGGCUGCGUGGAGCCGCUGGAUCCCCUGGAGAGAAGGGAGAUGCUGGAGAGGAUGGUCCUUCUGGUCCUGAUGGUCCUUCAGGCCCUUCAGGUCUGGCUGGACAGCGUGGUAUUGUUGGUCUUCCAGGACAACGUGGAGAGAGAGGUUUCCCUGGCCUGCCAGGACCCUCUGGUGAGCCUGGUAAACAAGGAUCUCCUGGUGGAAGCGGAGACCGUGGGCCCCCUGGCCCUGUGGGGCCCCCUGGACUGACUGGACCCGCAGGAGAGCCCGGUAGAGAGGGCAACGCUGGUUCUGAUGGACCCCCUGGUAGAGAUGGAGCCACUGGAAUCAAGGGUGACCGUGGUAACACCGGUCCUGCUGGUGCUCCUGGCUCCCCAGGGGCUAAUGGUUCCCCCGGCCCUGUCGGCCCCACCGGCAAGCAGGGAGACAGGGGAGAGGCUGGAGCUCAAGGACCAGCUGGACCUGCCGGGCCUGCUGGAGCCAGAGGAAUGGCUGGACCCCAAGGACCCCGUGGAGACAAGGGUGAGGCUGGAGAGGGUGGUGAGAGAGGACAGAAAGGACACAGAGGAUUCACUGGUCUGCAGGGUCUGCCUGGACCGCCCGGUCAAGCUGGAGACCAGGGUGCAUCUGGACCUGCCGGACCAAGUGGAUCAAGAGGACCUCCCGGACCUAUUGGUCCACAUGGAAAAGAUGGUUCCAACGGUAUGCCCGGCCCCAUCGGACCCCCCGGACCCCGUGGUCGCUCUGGAGAGACUGGUCCCUCUGGCCCCCCUGGAAACUCUGGUCCCCCUGGUCCUCCUGGUCCUCCCGGCCCUGGUAUCGACAUGUCUGCCUUCGCUGGCCUGUCUCAGCCUGAGAAAUCCCCCGAUCCCCUGAGGUACAUGAGGGCCGACCAGGCCUCCGGAAACCUGAGGACGCACGACGCCGAGGUGGACGCCACGCUCAAGUCUCUCAACAACCAGAUUGAGAACAUCCGCUCCCCAGAGGGCUCCAAGAAGAACCCUGCACGUACUUGCAGAGACCUGAAGCUGUGCCACCCAGACUGGAAGAGUGGAGAGUACUGGAUCGACCCUAACCAGGGCUGCACCAUAGACGCCAUCAAGGUCUACUGUAACAUGGAGACCGGAGAGUCCUGCGUCUACCCCAAGCCCGCCAGCAUCCCCAAGAAGAACUGGUGGUCCAGCAAGAGCAAGGCUGCCAAACACGUCUGGUUCGGAGAGACCAUGAACGGAGGAUUCCACUUCAGCUAUGGCGAUGACAGCCUGGCUGCCAACACGGCCAGCAUCCAGAUGACCUUCCUGCGGCUGCUGUCCACUGAGGCUAGCCAGAACCUCACCUACCACUGCAAGAACAGUGUGGCUUACAUGGACGGAGCCACGGGCAACCUGAAGAAGGCCGUGCUGCUCCAGGGAUCCAACGAUGUGGAGAUCAGGGCCGAGGGAAACAGCCGCUUCACCUACACCGUUAUGCAGGACGGCUGCACGAAACACACAGGAGCAUGGGGCAAGACAGUGAUUGACUACAGAUCACAGAAGACCAGCCGGCUGCCCAUCGUGGACAUUGCUCCCAUGGAUAUUGGAGGAGCGGACCAAGAGUUUGGAGUCGACGUCGGUGCAGUCUGCUUCUUGUAAAGACAAAGGAAUGAAAAAGGAAAAGCUGAGAAAAAAACCAUAAAAGAUGAGGGAGAGAGAGACAGAGAGAGAGAGAGAGGAACACACACUUCUAGCAAAAUGAAUGAAAGAGAGAAAAGAGAAAGAUCAAGUCACUUUUUUUUUUAAAGUAAAAAGUGAUUUUUACAACUAGGAUAUCUGCACUGAAUGGCACCGGCAAUAUUCAUCUGUGAUUUCAUCGACUUCCCGUCUCCCUCCGUCAACCCCUCCCUCCAUUCCCCCAUCCACUCCACCCCCCAGCCUGGGAGCACCUCCCCACUAACAAAUAGGAACAAAGGAAGAGGAGAAGGAGAGAAAGGGGGAGUAUGUCAGAGCAUGACAGAAAGAGAGCCGACUUGGUGUUAUUUAUUUAUUGUUCAGGUGUAGGUCCCAGGUGUGUUAGGACUGAGUGUGUUACCCUGUAAAAAGGCCCCACGCACAACUACAUACAUAAUCUAUCAGUUCCCCACCUCCCCAAUCUCCUCUUUUCUUUCUCCUAUUCCAUACCUUCUCAAACAUUAUAUCAAAUCCAAACCAAAAACGGAGCAGUGUGAUAGGUGCAGGUGUUCCUAGUUCCAACCGCCGCCCCAGUGUGUAUCAGGAAGUUACUGUGUAUUAUAAUAUAGUCAAAUGGUGCUAUUGCUGUAAAACCAGUCUGUAUUCUUUAACAACCAGAUACUGAUGUAUUAGUGACAUGUUCAUAAUGUGUAUAUAUGUAUAUGUGUGUGUAUACAUAUAUCUACAGUUUUCAGAGAGUACAUUUCACGCUGAGAUUUGUUUUCAGAGUGGUAAAUGUCGCUGCCCCUUGCCCCCCGACCACAAUUCCCCUCAUUGGCUGCCCAAUGAAACAGAAACCGUGUCUAUCAUUUUUGUAAGAGACAUGUUCAAUUCGGGAUUUCAAUCUCAGAUCUAAACUUUUUUUGUUUUGUUUUAAUUAUAUUAUAAGCUACCUCACGCUUAAAAAGAAAGAAACAACUAAGCAAAGUUAUCCAAGUUUACAAAUCCAGCUUGGGUGAUCAUAUCUUUGGUGCAUGAGACCCCAUGUUGUGAGAAGAACACCAGAAGGUGCCUUUAACCCUUGACCUAUCCCAGUCCACUUUGUCCCAUAUGCCCCCACUGUCCUCUCACACAGGAAAUACCCUCUACCCUGGCAGGAAGUACCUUGGCCCUGGCCACGCCCCAUAGGAACAGGCCAUGCCCCCAUAGGAACAAGAACAGGGCAGGGCUGUUAGACUUGAGUGAGUUCUUUCUCACAGUGAUAUCACUACUAGACAAUCCAGACCUCCUUUACACACAGAGGAAAACCACCUACGACCAGGGCAGAGGGUGCUUUUAUUUUUGAGGGUGUGUAUAUUUUGUAUUAUUAAUAAUAAUAAUAGUAUUAUUGCUAAUAAUGAUAGCAUUACUAUUAUUAUUAUUAUUAUUAAAUAUGAUGAUCAUGAUUUUGUUUUUGUUGCAGUUUUGAUUAAUGUAAAUUGGAAAUAAAAGGAAAAACAAGUAACAGACUGAAGUCGCUUUUUUAAUUUUAUUUUGGGGGGGAUUUUGAUUGUUAUUCAUCCUCAUAUUGCUCCAGAGAAAAGUGUGCAUGAACUAUCUGGGAAGGUCUUUUUUCUGUACCCUGAAAGUAUGAUGAAAAACGUUUCUGUUGCUAUUAUGUUCCCAGAGAUAGAAGCAAUACCAAAUAUUGAUCCUGUGUCCUGUAUGCACUCUGCCUUGGUCUGUGUGUUUGGACUAAAUGCAUAUUGAGGGGUGGGAUGCAGUCAGAACACACAAGGAGAUACAGUGGAGAGGUGGAUGAUGGUGAGCGGCCAUUUUCUUUUUGUUUUAUUUGUGGGAGAGAAAAGGCUAAAUUUAGUGAGGAAGUGGAAAGUUCAUAUCAUGUACUAUUUUGUAUGUGUUAAAUAGUUUUGCAAUAUUUUCCGAUCGUUUUUAAGCAUGGUAGAUAGAGUAGGAAUGGGAAACAUUUCCAACCACAAUAAUCAGUAACUGUAUGGGUUUAUUAUGUCAUCCUGUACUUUUUAUUUAAUUUUUUUUCCUGACUUUACAUCUUUCACCUUUCACCAUAGCAAUAAAAGGUAGAAGCAUUUCUCUUAACAACACAGAGCCACGUUUGUUUCAUUUUUUACAUAAUUUUUUUUCUUAAACUUGGUUUUAGAGUAAAUUUAAUAUUUAAUGUAUUGGUUUCCAAAUCUAUGAUGUAAUCUUUGUUUUAAUAAUUAUUAACAUAAAGAACAACAGGUAAACAAAUCAACAAAAAUACAUCACAAAUAAAAGAAAUGACACAAAAGGAGG
Messenger RNA from Oncorhynchus gorbuscha (pink salmon), 6826 nucleotides. Its product is annotated as collagen alpha-1(II) chain-like. The record is from RefSeq and is a predicted model, not a curated record. Lineage: Eukaryota; Metazoa; Chordata; Actinopteri; Salmoniformes; Salmonidae. The coding region runs from base 227 to 4516 and encodes 1429 amino acids. Gene Ontology annotation, molecular function: extracellular matrix structural constituent. The transcript is spliced from 50 exons.